Molecule: messenger RNA, 4247 nt
Organism: Anoplophora glabripennis (Asian longhorned beetle)
Lineage: Eukaryota; Metazoa; Arthropoda; Insecta; Coleoptera; Cerambycidae
Gene: c12.2
Product: von Willebrand factor A domain-containing protein 8
Exons: 15
Coding region: 81-4154 (1357 amino acids)
Cellular component (GO): cytoplasm
Molecular function (GO): ATP binding; ATP hydrolysis activity
Source: RefSeq, a predicted model, not a curated record
UAACAGAGUUACAAAGUACACUGUAGUUUGUGCUACCAUUUUAUUUUCCAAUUAUUUAUUCCUUAAUGUAAAAAAAGCAUAUGGCUUCUAUUACUAGAAUUAAACAUAUUAAAAACAUAUUUAGUAAAUCUGUCUCAGUAAACAUUUGUGUUAAAACAAGAAAUUAUGUCUCCGUGGGCAAAGUAACCAUUGGAAAUAUUGAAAAAGAAAUAACUAAAGCAAAACAUCCUGAAUAUGUCCCCAUAAAUUACUAUGUUGACGGUACUCCGCAAAGUAUGCUGCACCAUCUAAAAUGGAUGAUGGAGAAAGACAUUUUAGGUCAAGAUAUGUUCCUUUUGGGACCCCCGGGGUCAAGAAAACGAGUAUUAGCUAUGCAGUACCUAGAAUUAACAAAUAGAGAAUAUGAAUAUGUAGCUUUAAGUAGAGACACCACAGAGUCUGAUUUAAAACAACGCAGAGAAAUUAUUCAAGGGUCAGCUGAAUAUUUUGAUCAGAGUGCCGUAAAAGCAGCUUUAGAGGGAAGAAUUUUGAUCCUAGAAGGAAUUGAAAAGGCAGAAAGGAACGUUUUACCAGUGUUAAACAAUUUGCUUGAGAAUCGGGAAAUGCAUUUAGAAGAUGGGAGGUUAUUGAUUUCUGCUAAGCGAUAUGAUGAUUUACUAAAGGAACACGGUGAAGAAGAAUUAAAAAAAUGGAAAUUAAUUAGAACUGAUGACAACUUCAGAGUUAUUGCGUUAGGACUGCCUAUUCCAAAAUAUAGAGGUAAUCCGUUAGAUCCCCCAUUACGAUCACGGUUUCAAGCCAGAGAUGUCUUCGUAAAUUCAUAUCAGGAAUGGUACAAGCAGUUAAAUCAUACUGCUCCAUCAGUUCCACAGGACAAGUUGGAGAAAAUACUAUCAUCUGCAUUUGCUUUAUUAAGUAAAGAAAGUGCUUCCUUGGGUCUGCCUGACUUCCCACUAGACAAUUUAACUUUGGCAGCAUUAAUAUGGGAACAAAACCCUUACCUUACACCUUACGAAGUAAUUUAUCGACUAUACCCUUACAAAACAUUCCUGAAAGAUGACCACACUAACGUGGAAUCUCUGUUGUCUAAGUUUGACGUUUUUCCAGCGGAGGAAGGAGCUCCUUCUAACGUCACCAGCCAAUUUCAGGAUAUGUUAAAUACAAAUAAACAUAAAAUGGAAGAUUAUAUAGAAACCAACUAUCAAAACACCGUUUUAGAAAGCAUGCUCCAGUCAAUAAAAGUCGCAGAUUUCUGCGUUAUUGGACCGUCUGGGUGCGGAAAAAGCUUGUUAGUAAAUAAAUUGGGCCAGAUGUUGAAUCAGGAGGCUGAAAAUAUAGUUUUGUAUCAAGAUAUGACUUCCAGGGACUUACUUCAGCAAAGAACGACUUUAGAUAAUGGGGACACUGUUUGGAAAUUCUCGCCGCUGAUUACGUGUGCCUUAGAGGGAAAAAUAGCUGUGCUAGAUGGUAUCGACCGUAUUCAUCCUAGUACCUUGACUGUUUUACACAGACUUAUACAUAACCGCGAACUUCAAUUAUACGACGGGAAGCGAUUGCUGAGUAGCGAACGAUAUAAUUUUCUUCAAGAAAACUUAAAACUGUCCACAGAACAAUUAAAUGAAAGUGGCAUUUUAAAGAUACAUCCCGAUUUCAAAAUUGUUGCCAUCGGUGAACCACCCAACACACAAACGGUAACCGGGAGCUGGAUAACUCCGGAGCUGCUAAGCUUUUUCGUAUUCCAUGAAAUGCGGACGUUAAGUAAAAAUGAGGAAAUGCACAUCAUCUCUUCAAAAUUUGGACCAAUUUCUAAGCCGUUGUAUAAAUUAAUCGAGUUGGCUCAUAUCCUUCGAACCAGCCAGGAUAUUUCUUUGAAAAACCUGGCAGGACACCUAUCCACAAGACAGUUACUUCGCGUAGCAGCCAGAUUAAAACAUUUUCCAAUCGACAACCCAUACGACACAAUUCAAGAGAUAUUCAUGAUGAAAUUCUUACCUUCCCUGACCAGACAAGUUUUAGAAAAAACUAUAAGGAACAUUGGAAUAUCACCAAACAAAAAAAAGGCGCACAUUGCUAAAGUUAAGUGCGAGAUUAAUGACAAUAUUUUGACUAUCGGGAAUUCAUCAGUCCCGAUUCGUAGCAGCGAGAAUAUAAUAAAGGUUCCGAACAUUUUAUUUUACGACGUGCCGCAACACCUACUCCUGAUGGAAAAACUUUUGCAAGACUUCCAGCUCGGGUCCCAUUUGCUUUUGGUCGGUAACCAGGGUGUGGGCAAAAAUAAAAUAGCCGACAGAUUUCUGGAAUUGUUAAACAGGUCGAGGGAGUACAUUCAGUUACACCGCGACACGACCGUGCAGACUCUGACCACCCAAGUGACCAUCAAGGAUGGACAGUUGGUUCACGAGGACUCAUCGUUGGUUAGAGCUGUUAAAAACGGUCGCGUCCUGGUGGUCGACGAGGCUGACAAAGCACCGAUCCACGUAACCUGCAUACUAAAGACUUUGGUGGAAUCCGGACAGAUGACGUUAAGCGAUGGGAGGAAAAUCGUGUCUGUAAUUCCAAACGGACAGAAUCCCGCUAAUUUUAUACAAAGCCAUCCGGAUUUUCGAAUGAUCGUCCUGGCGAACAGACCAGGGUUCCCGUUCCUCGGGAAUGACUUUUUCGGCGCCUUAGGAGAUUUGUUCAGCAGUCAUUCCGUCGAUAACCCUUCGGAAGAAUCGGAAAUUGAGCUUUUAAGACAGUACGGCCCCCGUGUGCCUCUGGAUACAAUUAAGAAGUUAGUAAGCAUUUUCGGAGAGCUCAGGGAUAUGGCCGAUCAAGGACUGGUCAAUUAUCCGUAUUCUACAAGAGAAGUUGUGAACAUCGUGAAACAUUUAGAGCAAUUUCCAAAUUCUGAUAUAGAAGACAUCGUAUUCAACGUGUUUGAUUUCGACAAGUACAGCCCCGAGUUGAUAGACACUCUAGGCGAAGUUCUAGUGAAGCACGGAUUUUCCAAUCGGAAUAUCAUAACGGCCGAAUAUGCAGCAGCGAAAAGAGCAAAGGAAAAUGUCCAGGUGACAGUAAAGCGAUACAGUGGGUUGGACACGAAAGGACCAAAACACGGAAAAGAAGACCCUGAAAACGAACCUCAUGUUGGAGGAAAUACUUGGGCUGGCGGCACCGGCGGGAGGGACACUGCGGGUCUAGGAGGAAAAGGAGGUCCCUAUAGACUAGAUAAGGGUCACAAAGUACAUCAACUUUCAGAUGAAGAGAAAAUCGCCGUUCCCGAACACGUACAGAACGCAGCCAGGGAAAUGGGCAGGAAAGCAUUUCAAGAGAAAUUACGGGAAAUAGGUAUGAGCGGGUAUGACCAUUCCAUUUACUCGCAGUUUUCUAAUGCAGUAGCCAAACAGGUCCAAUCUUUAAGGGUCAUUCUGGGUAAUUUACAGGCUAAGAAUAAAGAGAGGCAGUGGUACCGUCACCAGACCUCGGGGGAGUUAGACGAUGUUAAAUUAAUAGACGGAUUACUCGGAGAAAAAACUAUUUUCCGACGUCGAUCCGAGCAGGAGCCAGAGCUAGGAACCCCUCAGUUGAAACCGAAGUUAUUUAGAGUUGUAGUGGACGUCUCGGGGAGUAUGUACAGAUUUAAUUCGUACGACGGUCGGUUGGACAAAGAACUAGAGGCGGUAGUAUUAGUGACGGAAGCAUUCCAAGGAUUCGAGGACAAAAUAAAAUACGACAUCCUUGGCCAUUCCGGGGAAGCGCCAAAUAUUGUCUUUGUCUCAAGAGAGGAUCCUCCCAAAAACAAUAAGGAACGGUUGGAUUUAAUAAGGACUAUGCACGCUCACUCCCAGUACUGUUGGUCCGGAGACAAUACUCUUGAAUCAACGAAAUGGGCCGUAACGACUUUAGCCGAAGAAGACUGCGACGAAGCUAUAUUAGUGGUAUUGUCGGAUGCUAACCUGCAGCGAUAUGGAAUACCUCCUUCCGAGCUUACCGAAGCACUCACCUGUAAGAGGAACGUUAGCUCUUACGUUAUAUUUAUCGGCAGUUUGGGAGACCAGGCCGAAAGGUUACUGCAACAGUUACCAGCUGGACGAGCUUUUAUUUGCAGUGAUACUAGUCAAUUACCACAAAUUUUAAAACAAAUAUUUUCGUCUUCUGUAGUAAAUAUAUGACAUAUGCAAUGUACAUAAUAGUAAAUUGUACUUAUAAUGUAUAUACAUUUUAAAACAUGAUUUAUAAAAUAUAUAAUAUAUUUACAUUAAAAC